Metschnikowia bicuspidata var. bicuspidata NRRL YB-4993 is the source of this 1263-nucleotide messenger RNA. It is a transcript of the gene AAT21, whose product is annotated as aspartate transaminase. Lineage: Eukaryota; Fungi; Ascomycota; Pichiomycetes; Serinales; Metschnikowiaceae. Gene Ontology annotation, molecular function: pyridoxal phosphate binding; L-aspartate:2-oxoglutarate transaminase activity. Gene Ontology annotation, cellular component: cytosol. The transcript has a single exon. Bases 1 to 1263 code for a protein of 420 amino acids. The record is from RefSeq and is a predicted model, not a curated record. Gene Ontology annotation, biological process: L-aspartate biosynthetic process.
AUGUCCUCCUUCUUCACGCAGAUCGCCGAGUUGCCGCCAGACCCCCUUUUCGGGCUCAAGGCCAGAUUCAGCGCCGACCCCCGCGCCGACAAGGUGGACUUGGGCAUCGGCGCCUACCGCGACGACGCCGGCAAGCCGUGGGUCUUGCCCGCCGUGCGCCGGGCCGAGCGCAAGUUGAUCGACUCCCCCGCCUACAACCACGAGUACUUGGGCAUUUCCGGGCACGAGCCGUUCUUGGCCGAGGCCGCCAAGGUGAUCCUCGGGCGCCUGUCCCGCGCCAUCGCGGACGGCGCCGUGGUGUCGCAGCAGACGUUGUCCGGCACCGGCGCGUUGCACUUGGCCGGCGCGUUCUUGAAGCAGUUCUACGCGGGCAACCGCACCGUGUACUUGUCGCAGCCCACGUGGGCCAACCACCACCAGAUCUUCUCGGCCGUGGGCUUGGCCGUGGCCACGUACCCCUACUGGGACGCGGACGCCAAGGCGUUGGACAUGGCCGGCUUCAUGCGGACCAUCGAGACCGCGCCCGAGGGCUCGGUCUUCGUGUUGCACGCGUGUGCGCACAACCCCACGGGCUUGGACCCGACGCCGCAGCAGUGGGCGGCGCUCUUGCAGGCGCUCGCCACGCACCGCCACUUGCCCGUGUUCGACUCGGCCUACCAGGGCUUCGCGUCGGGCAACUUGGACCAGGACGCCGCGCCCAUCCGCCAGGCCAUCGACCUGGGCGUGGUGGCCGCGCCGGUGCUCGUCUGCCAGUCCUUCGCCAAGAACGUGGGCAUGUACGGCGAGCGCGUGGGCGCGUUGCACGUGGUGUUGCCCGCGGGCGAGCCGCGCGCGGCCUCCGACGCCUUGAAGCGCGCCAUCAAGAGCCAGUUGAACAGGUACACGCGCUCGGAGAUCUCCAACCCGCCGGCCUACGGCGCCAAGGUCGUGGCCACCAUCCUCGCCGACGACGCCUUGCGCGCACAGUGGGAGCAGGACUUGGUCACCAUGUCCCUGCGCAUCUCCAAGAUGCGCGCCGCGUUGAAGGCCAGGUUGCUUGCCUUGGGCACCCCGGGCAACUGGGACCACAUCACCAACCAGACGGGCAUGUUCUCGUUCACCGGCUUGACGCCUGACAUGGUCGACCGCUUGGAGAAGGUCCACGGCGUGUACUUGGUCAGCUCGGGCAGGGCCAGUGUCGCGGGCUUGAACGAGGGCAACGUGGACCGCGUCGCGGAAGCCUUCCACGAGGUCAUCCAGUUCCACUCCAAGUUCAAGUUGUAG